Botrytis cinerea B05.10 is the source of this 4382-nucleotide messenger RNA. RefSeq lists its product as hypothetical. NCBI's taxonomy places the organism in Eukaryota, Fungi, Ascomycota, Leotiomycetes, Helotiales, Sclerotiniaceae. The transcript is spliced from 4 exons. The record is from RefSeq and is a predicted model, not a curated record. Bases 567 to 4037 code for a protein of 1156 amino acids.
GGAGACGGGAAGGGAUCGAGUCAAAUCGGAACCAAAGAGUUGCCGAAAACAGUUUACUGAACAUCUACUGUCUGUCUGGGUAGGUCCUAUGGAGGUGGCUGUCUUUUUUAUUGCAUCAUUGCAUUCAAAUUGAAACCUCUCUGCUGUCGGAUACCUUGAUCGAUAAGGCAAUCUGAUAUUUUCCACCUUUGACCUUUCACCUUACACCUUAGUGCGCUUGUCCCUUUUCUCUUCUUCUCUCAUCCCAUCCCAUCUUUCCAUCUAUUUCAACCUUUCACUUCCCAUGCCACAAUUUCUUCUUCGUCUCGUCUCGCCUCAUCUCAUCACUUCCUCUCUUCUUUCCUCUCACCAAUUCUCCUUCCACCACAUCUCCCUCGAGAUUCAGCUGUUUUGAAUUGACGUCCCGGUCUGCAAUACUUCUAUUUAUCUGAGAGACGUCCUAUAAUACGGAUCAAGUUGUCCUACUCAUCUCGUCACAAUCUCCUUUUAAUAUCCGCUUCUGCGAAAUCACGCUCUUCUGUCCUCCUCGUCAGAACAAUCAAGUGAUAGAUCUAUCUCAGAUCAAGAUGAAAAUCAAUAUUACCGCUAGACUUGCGUCCAGCGCGUUUCUGCUUGCGUUGGUCCCUGCAGCUCGAGCUCUGCCACAAUGGCUUCAGCCACACCUUCGUAAUGCCAAUGCAGAUGCGUUUGCCCCUCGGGAUUAUACAAUCUAUGAGAGAGCAGAGGGUAUUCAAGAUCGCUAUACACCAUAUGGAUAUGGGCCUCAGCCUACAUAUACCAUAAACCCAGUCACAAGCGCUGACCCCGAGGAAACUUCAUCAUCCAGUACUAAAAUUGGAUCUGUAACGGUCUCUGUCUCUGGUUCUUCUGUCAGCGGUAUACUUUUCACUGGUACUUCUCCUGUUAGUCUAUCUACUGGCCCAGGAUCGGUUGAGCCUUCUGUUGUUACUUCUUCCACUGUUGCAUACUCUACAAUCACCAUUUCAGUUUCUGCUACAGAAGGUUCUUCCACGGAUUCGGCUUCAGCUUCGACUUCGAACUAUGAUCCAGAAACGUCGGCUUCAGCAACAGGGACCAUAUCGUCGGAAACUAAUGGAAUAUCACCAACAAUACCUGGAGCAACAGAUACUACAUCUUCAGAUUUCAAUGGAAGCCCACCAACAACAUCUGGAGCACCAGGCACUACUACUCCUUCAGAGUCUAAUGGUAGUUCGCCAAUAACAUCGGCAGGUACAUAUGAACCAUCUGGUAUCAUUUCAUCGGACUAUUCCUCUACCACUCCAAGUACAACCACUACUAAUCAUUGCAAUCAUGACAACUGUCUCCGUGAAUUCAUUCGGUCUUCUUCCAUUGUUGGCCCGUUUUGUGCUACAUAUACUUUGUCAGAAAAUACUGCCACUGCAGAUCUUCCAACAUAUGUUUCACAAUGCCAUGAUUCACCUUCAAGGAUCUCAUCUGCAUGUUCGUGUUUGAAUACUGGUGCCGCAACUACUCCAGGAAACGUCGGUAGCAGUACAUCUUCGGCCCAGGCAGGGCCGGAAAGCACACCCCCAAUAAGUGGUGCACCGAUUUCUUCUGGAGCGGAAAGUUCUUCGUAUUCAUCACCUGCCGGUCCAGAAUCUUCUGCUAGCCAAAGUUCUUCUGUCACUAGUUCUGGAAGUUUAGGCUCUACGGUGACUGACACUCAGACCUACACCGUCACCCCUACCAUCACUAUACCUUCCGGAAGCCAGACGACUCAACCAUCAGGAAGUGCAUCAAGUAGCGAGUCAACAACCACUUCACCGGGAGCUGAUACGACAACAACUCCAAGUGCAAUAGGAAGUGAGACAACCGCUGCCCCAUCUGGUGGCGAGACAACAACUUCUCCUUCUGCCGGUACAACUACAUCUUCUGGAGAUAUAACCCCAAGUGAAAGCUCAAGUAAUCCCAGCUAUACUUCAGGAGCAUCGGCCACCGAGCCUAUAUCUUCUGCGUCUGCAAGCUAUACCAGCUCACCUUUCACGUCUGGAAAUCCUUCGACUCCUGUCAGUCCAAUUAGCUCAUCAACAUACGUUUCAGCUAGUUCGUCAUCUGCAGGGCCAUACACAAACACUUCAGCUUCAGCAACCGGUCCUGUAACUUCCGGAAUCUCAUCAUUCAAUCCAUCUGGCAGUGUCUCGGCACCUGGAAGUUCAAAUGGCGGUAGUGCUCCUUAUACAAAUUCGACAUCGGAAUCGUCUUCAACAACUACAAUCGUUUCUUCAGGGACUGCACCAUUCACUUACCCUUAUCAGACUGGAAGUGGUCUUUCUAGUGGAAGUAUCUCUGGCGGCAUUUCAAGCUCGAGUGCAUCGGCACCUUUGUACACAAAUUCGACCGCUGUAGCCAGCCCAACUUAUCUCGGUACUGCGCCAUUAUCUUCCGGCUCAUCGGAAAGCGGAGUUUUGUCGACAGGAGCUUCAUCAUAUACUCCUCUAUACCCACUGAACUCGACAUCCACCUCAAGUGGAGUUGUUGGGCCCACAGGAUCAGGUAUAUCGGGUGGUAUUAGCUCUAGCUCGUCUGCCAGUGCUCCUUACCCAACGGGUAAUAAUGCUUCAACUACUGCUGGUCCAACUGGCACAGGAUCUAUGCCGACAUCCUCUUUAUUAGGAACUGGUACCUCGGGGUCUUCUGUCUCUGGUAUCAUUAGCUCCUCCGCUGGAUCCGCUCCAUACUAUCCUUAUGGAAAUAGUACUUCAUGCACAAAUGGCCCAACUGGAUCCGGAGCAGGAACAGGUAGUCCAAGCUCUGUGUCAGGAGGUGUCCAAUCAAGUACUGGUUUUUCAAGCUCAGGGAGCUACCCAUCUUCUUCUAAUGUGUCAGGUGGAAUCAGUUCGUCGCUUCCAUCCUCUGCUCCAUAUCCAAUCUCCAACAGUACAUCAACGGCGGGACCAACCAAUCCAGGUACCUCGGUAUCUAAUGGUUUCACUUCUGUUACUUCUGCACCACUUGGCACUGUAAGCUCACCAUCAUCAAGCGUCUCAGGUGGUAUUAGUUCUUCACCAGCAUCUUCCCAACCAUACCAACCUUAUCCCUAUGGAAAUUAUACCCUUCCACCACUAGGGACAGGCACAGGAGGUGCAGCUACAUCCACACCUUUCGGGUCCGGAAGUCCACCAUCAAGCACCGGUACAGCACCUCUAGGGACAGGGAGCUCAAGCACUGAUUCCGGAUCAUCUUCAUCAGUUCCAUACCCAACUCCUUCGAAUGGAACUUUGACUAGUGGACCAACUGGGCCAUUGGGAACCUCACCAAUAUCCAGCAGUGAUUCUGGUCAAUCUUCAUCGGCUCCAUACCCAACUUCAGGAAACAGCACAUUGACUAGUGGACCAACUGGAACUACAUCUGUCUUGAGAACUGGUACAGCGCCUUUGGGAACAGGAAGUUCGAAUACUGAUUCUGGCUCGUCAUCAUCAGUUCCAUAUCCAGCCUCUUCAAACGGAACCCUAACUACUGGACCAAUUGGACCAUCAGGAACUUUACCAGUCUCAAGCUCAUAUCAAUCAUCUGUCUCUGGUAGCCCUACCAGUAUUGGUAAUGCAACUUCAGUGAAUCCAACCUCAUCUGCCAGUACUUACGAUCCUGAUGGAUCUACUUCCAGUCAAGGAUCCGUAGGAACCUCGUUGUCAUCGUAUUCGGCAACAGGUUCAUUUAAUACCAGCACUGGAGCUUCCCCUACUACAUCCUCGUCCUCAGGUGGCUCUGGUACGUCGAUCACGUCGGCAACUUUGACACCAUCCACAUUUGCAACAUCGGUUUCGACUGGGACAUAUGCUGGCACCAAUUCUUCUUCCAUCGUCUCGUCUGUGUUGACUUCUGACUUUGGUUCCUCAAUCUCAUCCACGGAUUCUUCAAGUGCUGCACCUUCUACAAAUUCUCCCACUCCGACCACUUCGUAUUCUCCACCACCAACUUAUGCUCCGCCACCUCCACCAAAUUAUUAUGGCUGGGGAUCAUGGGGCAGAAAGCAUCAGAAUAGGGAUUCUGGUAGUGUUCGUCGUUGGUUCUGGUAAGAAUCGAGUACAAUACAUCGAGCGUUAAGCUCAAACACAAUUUUCGCUUCUAGACUUGCUUUCUUUUUGACAUUUUGAUUGUAUCUUCAAUCGAAACACAUGUUUUCUUUCGCUAUCUUAAUUUUCUUUCUUUAUCACGAACUUUUUCUUCUAUGUAUGGACGAAGGAAGGCAAGAUUCAAAAUGACUAUCAUGUCAAUUAAUGCAUAUCAGCUUCAUUUACUGUAUGGUGCUUUUCUGACCCAAACAAAAAUGAGCUAUGAAAGAAGUCAGUUAUUUGGCAAGGUUGUAUGAAAUAGCUACAUAAAGAUAAGAAAUAACAUAUCAAGUCAAAUUUCUCAUUUCA